Macrosteles quadrilineatus (aster leafhopper) is the source of this 409-nucleotide messenger RNA. RefSeq lists its product as uncharacterized. Gene Ontology annotation, molecular function: proton transmembrane transporter activity. Gene Ontology annotation, biological process: proton motive force-driven ATP synthesis; proton transmembrane transport. The transcript is spliced from 2 exons. NCBI's taxonomy places the organism in Eukaryota, Metazoa, Arthropoda, Insecta, Hemiptera, Cicadellidae. The record is from RefSeq and is a predicted model, not a curated record. Bases 68 to 409 code for a protein of 113 amino acids.
CCAAGGGGAAACACUAAACACCCAGAGGUGUUAGAUUUGUUGAAAACGCCCUGUGUAACCAGAAAACAUGAACUCGGUUGGUAGAGUGCUGCUCUCUUCUACAAUCAAGAGCAUUAAACUGCCUCCUAGAUCUCGAGGAGUGUGGCCAGUCGGCAGUGUACAGUUUCAUAUGUCAACGCCAGAUGGUGAUAUAGACUCUGCAGCUAAGCUGGUCGGCGCCGGCAUCGCCACUGUUGGUGUCGCCGGGUCUGGUGUAGGCAUCGGUGUUGUGUUUGGUUCCUUGAUCAUCGGAUACUCUCGCAACCCUUCACUCAAGCCUCAGCUGUUUUCCUAUGCAAUACUAGGCUUUGCUUUAUCAGAAGCGAUGGGGUUGUUUUGUCUUAUGAUAGCUUUCCUGUUGAUUUUUUGA